Lolium rigidum is the source of this 500-nucleotide messenger RNA. RefSeq names its product 60S ribosomal protein L37a-1. Lineage: Eukaryota; Viridiplantae; Streptophyta; Magnoliopsida; Poales; Poaceae. Gene Ontology annotation, molecular function: structural constituent of ribosome. The record is from RefSeq and is a predicted model, not a curated record. The coding region runs from base 42 to 320 and encodes 92 amino acids. The transcript is spliced from 5 exons. Gene Ontology annotation, biological process: translation. Gene Ontology annotation, cellular component: ribosome.
CACGCCGCAGCCGCCGCCGCCGCCUGCUCGCCGCCGCCGAGAUGACGAAGCGCACCAAGAAGGCUGGAAUUGUCGGCAAAUACGGUACGAGGUAUGGUGCCAGUCUGCGUAAGCAGAUCAAGAAGAUGGAGGUGUCUCAGCACUCCAAGUACUUCUGUGAGUUCUGCGGGAAGUUCGCUGUGAAGAGGAAAGCAGUUGGAAUUUGGGGAUGCAAAGACUGUGGGAAGGUCAAGGCUGGUGGUGCUUACACCAUGAACACUGCUAGUGCCGUCACUGUCAGGAGCACAAUCCGUCGCUUGAGGGAGCAGACUGAAGCUUGAUUGCACUACUGUUAUCGGAAUCUCAGGGAUGGGUUUGCAGUGAAAGUCCGAGAGUUACGAAUCUCUGUAUUUUGGCUAUUUAGCCAUGGAUAUCUGUUAGUAAUUUUGGUGUCUGAUUUAGGAUCCAUGAAACUCAAAAGCAUGUUGCUACAGUUAACUUUUAUGCUAUCUUCUGUGGUA